Messenger RNA from Naumovozyma castellii, 1485 nucleotides. RefSeq names its product glutathione synthase (gene GSH2). NCBI's taxonomy places the organism in Eukaryota, Fungi, Ascomycota, Saccharomycetes, Saccharomycetales, Saccharomycetaceae. Bases 1 to 1485 code for a protein of 494 amino acids. The transcript has a single exon. The record is from RefSeq and is a predicted model, not a curated record.
AUGACAAGUAAGAAACCAGCAUUACCGCAACUAUCCAAAGAGAGCUUGGAAAAACAUUUAUUACCGGAGUUGUAUCAAUGGGCAUUGUCUCAUGGUCUUCUGGUGUAUAAGCCUGAAACACCCCAAACUCAAACAGCAAUGGUAGCUUUAACCACAUACCCUACACCAGUACCACGUGCUUGUUUUGAAUCUGCCCAAGAGGUACAAGUACCAUUCAACGAGUUGUAUGCUAGAAUCUCAUCGUCAGACUGGUUAUAUAAGGAGACUAAAUUAUUGUCAGCAUCGGAUGAGGAUUUCACAGGUAAGCUAUUUGCCAUUCAACUGAAACUUGAUGAAUUUGCCACGACAGUAUCCAAAGAUGUCAUUCAACCAUUACGUCUAGGAAUUUUCCGUUCCGAUUAUAUUGUCGAUAAAAAUUCUAAUUCCAUCAAACAAGUAGAAUUCAACACAGUAUCCGUCUCAUUUUCUGGCUUUUCAGGGAAGGUUGCAGCCUUACAUCAGACUUUGGACUCUAAGGGAUUAUAUCAAGAGGAAAGUAAUAGAACACCAUUUUUUCAACCUAAUUAUGAAAUUCCAGUAUCAUUUCCCUCUGCCGGGUUUGCCAAGGCGAUGGAAGUCGCAUUAUCAAAAUAUGAUACUCCAAAUGACAGAGCAAAUUUGGUAGUGGCAUUUAUCGUUCAACGUGGUGAAAGAAAUGUCUUUGAUCAAAAAUGUAUAGAGAAUGAACUUUGGGAGAAUCAUGGAAUUAAAACUGUUCGUUUGAAUUUUGAUGAUGUAUUAACUGAAUUAAAAUUAGACGCUAACAGCAAUAGACUUUAUAUGAAGCACACAGGUCAAGAAGUUGGUCUUGUCUAUUACAGAACAGGAUAUACAACUUCUGAUUAUGAAAUUGAAAAGGACUGGGAUGCGAGAUUCUUCUUAGAGAAAUCAUACGCUAUUAAGGCUCCUGAUUUGAUGACUCAAUUAUCAGGUGCUAAGAAAGUUCAACAACUAUUAACUGAUGAUACGAUUUUAACUAAAUUUGUAAAGGAUGAGCAUGUUAAAGAUCAAUUGAAAGAAACAUUUGUAAAGAUCUUCCCAUUGGAUGACACGCCACUUGGUGAAGAAGGGAAACGUCUUGCAAUGGAAUCACCUCAUAACUAUGUCCUUAAGCCUCAAAGAGAAGGUGGUGGAAAUAACAUUUAUAAGGAAGAUAUACCUGGAUUCUUGCGAGGAUUGGAUAAAGACCAAUGGAAUGGCUAUAUUCUAAUGGAACUAAUUGAUAGUGAUGCCACGGAAGGGAAUAUUAUUUGUAAUGGAGACUCCACUUUUGCUGUACCUAUCUUGAGUGAGCUGGGUGUUUACGGUACAGUAUUAUUUGAUCAUGAUAGCAACAUCUUAUACAAUGAGAGCCCAGGUUGGUUAUUGAGAUCCAAAUUCGGUGAUUCUAAUGAAGGUGGUGUAGCAGCCGGGUUUGGUUGUUUAGACAGUGUGGUAUUAUACUAA